AUGUUCAACUUAUUGCCCCCUUCAGUGGUCAUCCAUUACGCGUCGGUAAAUCGUGCAUCAAAGGUCGCUGAAGGAGAUAAGCAAUCAUUGCUACGUCAGGCAAAGGCUACUGCCGCCUCUGAUUUUUGUGCUGUUGUUCCUGGAACGCAAACGCAGGAAUGCCUUUGUCCCUGGGAUCACUCUAACCUUCCUACUAGUUAUUCCAAGUUCUGCAAAGUUGAAAUACCAUGCGAUGCCUAUGUGUGUUUGACUAUGGUUAGAAUUAGUUCAAACAAUUCAGCCAAAGAUGAAAUUGGCUAUUCACUUUCGGUUAAAUCAUGGGAUUGGCUCAAUUCUCCUUUAUUUCCUAAUAUUCCAAGCAUGCCCUAUAAUCUAUCGAAAUUUCUAGUCGGCUCGCCAAAUAACCUGCCACAAAAUCAAAAUAUGAAUCCUAUGGUUUCAAACCUAGGAUUGCCUCCGACUUUUCUUCUUCGUUUGUCGCUUGAUCCGAAAAUCUCCCCAGGAGGAGCCUUCGGCCUUCCUGACGACAGAACCUUAUCUGGACUAAGUCGUGAAUCGUCUAUC
Protopolystoma xenopodis is the source of this 564-nucleotide messenger RNA. Lineage: Eukaryota; Metazoa; Platyhelminthes; Monogenea; Polystomatidea; Polystomatidae. The record is from the annotation of a GenBank genome assembly.